This is a messenger RNA of Solea senegalensis (Senegalese sole), 2647 nucleotides long. It is a transcript of the gene pbx4, whose product is annotated as pre-B-cell leukemia transcription factor 4. Gene Ontology annotation, biological process: brain development; animal organ morphogenesis; neuron development. The record is from RefSeq and is a predicted model, not a curated record. Gene Ontology annotation, molecular function: DNA-binding transcription factor activity, RNA polymerase II-specific; RNA polymerase II cis-regulatory region sequence-specific DNA binding. Gene Ontology annotation, cellular component: nucleus. Bases 686 to 1831 code for a protein of 381 amino acids. NCBI's taxonomy places the organism in Eukaryota, Metazoa, Chordata, Actinopteri, Pleuronectiformes, Soleidae. The transcript has 9 exons.
GCUUGGUAGCUGUGCCUUUUGUGGCGCGGAUCAGCCAACCCGUAGGCUCGCGCUCUGUGUGUGCUGGUGAUGAGUUCAAUGGUCAACGCGACACACCGCGUUCGCGCAGCCCCGAACAUCCCACAUAGUCGCGCGACAUCAACAACAAUGGCAAACCGUAGUCUGUUUGGGUAGGAGAUUUCUGAUUGGGAGCUAGACGGUCAGAUCGCUUCGCCUGUAUUUACGCCUUUAUAUCUUCUUAUUUUAAAAUUGUAUUAGUGAGCUUUAAUAUCGAGACGAGAGUGGUCAUCUGGUGUUAUAUAUAUAUAUUUUUUCCCAUUUUGACAUUUUCCCCGAAAAUGUGCGAGGCGCUGUUGGCAAGCUCACACAGUCUGUGCAUGUGUGUCCCUGCUGCUUUUCUGCUGGGCUACAGCUACUAACCUAGCUGCUUUUCACUCGGUGGUAAGCUAGCGUUAGCCUGGCCGCAUUUAUUGACUUGAGGGGGGAAAACACUCGCGAAUGUAAAGGAUAUCGGUGCGAUUUCGUUUAUGACAUCAACCAUUAAGUGUCUGCUAAUCGUUAGUGUCGGUUGAGGUAAGCAGUGGUGUAUGAUUUGUCGUAGAAAAUACUUUGCUGGCUAGCUAACAAGCUAGCUAUUUGUGCGUAUUCUUCGACUGAGGGAAAACGGCGAGUUUUCUUUGAAAGUAUGGAUGAUCAGACCAGGAUGAUGACGGGUCUCACCGGGCUCGGUGGACUAUCACAAGCCGAUGUCGGUGACCCAGACUCGGUCAGGAAACAACAGUCCCUCGGUCAGCCCCAACAAGACAUCGGGGAUAUCCUACAGCAAAUAAUGGCCAUCACCGACGAAAGCCUGGACGAAGCACAGGCCAGAUGCUGGCCAGAGGAUUCGCCGGCGCAUUGGGGUGGAUCAGACGACCCCACAGAGGGAGGGAGAGCAGGGGGGGGCAUGGCAGGGGGUGGCCUGCCUAUCAACUUCCAGCACAGGAAGCAUGCCCUGAACUGUCACAGAAUGAAGCCAGCCCUCUUCAGUGUUCUCUGUGAGAUCAAAGAGAAGACAGUGCUGAGUAUACGAGGUGUGCAGGAGGAGGACCCACCAGAUCCCCAGAUCAUGAGGUUGGACAACAUGCUGUUAGCAGAAGGUGUGUCAGGACCAGAGAAGGGAGGAGGAUCGGCUGCAGCGGCCGCAGCUGCAGCAGCAGCAGGGGGCUCACCCACCGACAGCAGCAUAGAACACUCUGACUACAGAGCCAAGCUUGCUCAGAUUCGCCAGAUAUAUCAUUCUGAGCUGGAGAAGUAUGAGCAGGCCUGCAGUGAGUUCACCAACCAUGUAAUGAACCUGCUGAGAGAGCAGUCGCGCACACGGCCCAUCUCUCCAAAGGAGAUUGAGCGCAUGGUGGCCAUCAUCCACCGCAAGUUCAGCUCAAUUCAGAUGCAGCUCAAACAGAGCACCUGUGAGGCUGUCAUGAUCCUGCGCUCACGCUUCCUUGACGCCAGACGCAAGAGGCGCAAUUUCAACAAGCAAGCUACAGAGGUGCUGAAUGAGUAUUUCUACUCCCACCUGUCUAACCCUUACCCUAGUGAGGAAGCCAAGGAGGAACUGGCCAAAAAAUGUGGGAUCACUGUGUCUCAGGUCUCUAACUGGUUUGGCAACAAGAGAAUACGUUACAAGAAGAACAUUGGUAAGUUCCAGGAGGAGGCAAACCUCUACGCAGUUAAAACAGCGGUGGAUGCUGCCAAUGUGUCGGCACAGGCUAGCCAGGCUAACUCUCCAGCCACGCCCAACUCAGGUGGAUACCCUGCACCGUGCUACACACCUGACGGGCGGCUAUGAGGAGCUGUCGGGUAGUGGCCUCUACACCCCUCAUGGCCUGGAUGCUAACAGCUGGCAGGACACCAACAACCCCCCCUCGGUCACUUCCCCUCCUGGUCCUCCUGGCAGCGUCCACUCCGACACCUCCAAUUGAUCCAGUGGCUCUACCUGCCAUCACAUCAUUCCCACUGUGGUCUGCUCUGACUAACAUCUUCUGUCCCCAUUCUUCAAUAUUCCAUUGCCUCUCAAUUUAACAGCCACAUAGGGCUGUGAUUUCAAUUCAUGAACACACACUGUGCUGGAACACAGGACAGUGAACAGAUGGGAGGAAUUCUCCCUCCACCAUACAGCUCCAUUUCAAUGCUUCGAGCUCCGUGUCGCUUAGUGAAAGACGGAUGGAGUCUUACUGAGACAUAGAAAACAUCUUUACUAUCAAGGACUUUUUGAAAACCACUGACCCAGCUGUGUAGAUGAUCAUGAUGUCUGUACAUUAUGUGUAUAUGCACGUUAACUUCACACAGUACUCACACAGCUUGUCCAUGUGCUGUUGACCUCUGCACUUGAUCCUUUGCUUUGGAAAACUGUGUGUGAUUGCCUGUAUCUCUUGAAGCCUUGGCAUUUGCAGCCAAUCUGUUGAUACAGAUCACCAGGGAGCUCUGCUCACCUCGCUCGUACCAAAGUGCUGCCCCAGUAGUUGUCAACACAUCUGUUCCUCCGAGAUCACCCUCUGCCAACUUGACACAAGACGCUGUUGUAUCUUCCUGUCCUUAUAGGUUGAUAAUUCAUUCUGUUGGAGAUUUCAAAGUGAGUAAUUGAUACAUGUGCAAAGGUGCAUGC